UUCCGGCUGGGAAGAGUAACCACGUUGACAUGUCAAACUAUAUUUAAAACUAUGGUUGAAUGCAACAUCUUAAACCAGAAAUGCAAAUUUUUAGAAUAAACAUUAUAUUUUACUUUAUGAUUUUUGGAUAAAGACAAUAACAGAUCGUGUGUAUCAUUUAACCAGACCGGCUUCUAUCACUUUUGACACUGACAGUUGCAUUCUAUAUAUCCUGUAAAGGAACUGUAGUUUAUAUGGGAAGAAUAUAUUUCAACUGUAAUUCAAUGAUUCAACUAUGUACCUGUAUGAAUAAACAGCUUCAUAACUUGUCGUCACGGCAACUGAUUGUCCUAGUUACAGUAUUUAUUUUAUUGGGAAUUUUGGUUUUCCUUUCCAUCGAUAUAUUUGUGUUUAGCUAUGAUAAGGAUGCACAGGACUUACAUAUCAAAAGACCCUUGGCCUCUGUUCCAACUAAAAUUGACUUUGGACCAAAUGUACAUUUUGGUAUAGUGAUAGACUGUGGAAGUAGUGGAAGUCGAAUAUUUAUUUAUUUUUGGCCACCACAUUCAGGGAAUCCAAGUGAUCUACUUAGUAUCCAGCAGUUAAUGGACCCAACUGGAAAACCUGUGGUCAAGAAAAUUAGUCCAGGUUUAGAUACAUUUGAGAAGAACCCUGGUGCUGCUAGUGAUUAUAUCAAUCCCUUGUUAAAGUAUGCUGCAUCUCAUAUCCCAUCUGUUCACCAUGCUGACACACAGCUGUUUAUACUGGCAACAGCUGGCAUGAGGAUGAUCCCACAGGAAAGUCAAAAAGCAAUAUUUGAGGAUUUAAAGAAUGAUAUACCUAAAAGCUUCCCAUUUGUUUUCUCUGACUCCAAUUUUGAAGUAAUAAGUGGAAAGUUGGAGGGGGUGUAUGCCUGGAUUGCUGUAAAUUAUGUUCUACAGAAGUUUGGACAUGGAGAAGAAGAACAUCCAUUAGUUUGGGUGGAAUCCCUUAAGAAUGAAGAUUCGUCUGUUCGUCCACACAUGCGACGGAGAACAGUUGGUAUGUUAGAUAUGGGAGGUGGAUCUUUCCAGAUUGCUUUUGAAGUCACAGGAAAGGAUUCAUCUAUACCAAAGCACAGAAUAGCUGAGUUUAACCUUGGAUGUCAGAAUAAUGACCUUGACCAUACCUAUAAAGUGUAUGUAACCACUUUCCUGGGAUUUGGUGCUAAUGAAGCUGAAGAGCGAUAUGAACAGAUGUUGGUCAACAAAGCUAGUCUUAGCAUACAGAAAGAACAUGAAGAUUUAGUGAAGAUUAAUAAAAGUGAAGGUAUUCAUCCAUUCCACCAUCACAGAAAAGUUAUAAUAAAAGAUCCAUGUCUGCCAGAAGAUCUGUCAUAUGAAAUAAAGAAAGGCUAUGUACUGGAAGGGGCAGGUAACUACUCAGCCUGCCAGCAUUCCCUCACACCUCUCCUGAAUAGGUCAAGGUUAUGUGAGCAGGAUUCCUGUUCAAUGAAUGGUGUACACCAACCAGAGAUUAUUUUUAGAAACAGUGAAUUUUACGGGUUUUCAGAAUUCUGGUAUACCAUGCAGGAUGUGUUUAGGAUUGGUGGCCUCUAUUACAGCAAGAGGUUUGAGGAAGAGGCCAAGAGGUUUUGCAGUACAAACUGGAUGACAUUACAGUCAUGGUAUGAGCAAAAACUGUUUCCUCAAGCUGACGAGAAACGAUUCAGACAACAAUGUUUUAAAGCAUCAUGGAUUACUACAGUAUUACAUGAAGGAUUAAAGUUUCCUAAAAGUUACCACAGUUUACGAUCUGUACAGUAUAUACAAAACAAAGAAGUACAAUGGACACUAGGUGCUCUUCUACACAGAACCCGUUAUCUACCUCUCAGGGAUAUAGAGAAAACGUCUCAAACUCAGAAGAAACAUAUAUGGACAUUACGGAGAACUAUACUCCAUAAUGAAUAUCUAAUUAUACUGUGUUUUAUUAUCGUAAUAACUGCUAUCACUUUAUAUGUAAAAAGGUUAAAGUUGUGUCCAAAAGCUGAUCUUUCUAGAGUACCAUCAAUGUCCUAUUUCAUGACCGAGGAGGGACAGAACGAACCAGGAGUUAGAUAUGGAAAUGCAUACCAGUAUCCCUGAAAUGAGAAGAAAUUCUGGAAUGAGGCCAUCAUACAAUCUGUAAUGUUACAGAAAGUAAAGUGUUCAAAUCAUUUUGUGUUCAAAGGAUAUUUUAAAUAUCUAAUUAGUGACAAAUUAUAUCUGCAAAUCCUACUAAAUGUUUUGAUAUCCAUUAUAUUUUGUGAACCAUGCAUUUAUUAUGAAGUAAAUCACAUUUUUUAUAUCCAUAGUUCAAUAGGGAAGUAAUAUAGUAAUUAGGUUAAAAUAUGCAGUGUCAUGGUAGUAAGAAAGUUAAAACUGUAUUGACCUUCAUGUUUCUAGGUUUAACCUUUUAUUACAUAUUGUAUACAAACUACAUGCAUAAUGGUUUUAAUAGACUUUUAUUUCUAAUAUGAAUUUUAAUAAUAUCAACUUUAAACUAGUGCAUAGUUUCAUAGUUUCCAUUGAGAAAAUGUAUUAUGGUCUCAUAUAGCAUAUACAACUUUGUUUGUUUAUAAGUUAUAAGUUUUGGAAAAGGGCCAGCAUAUUUCAAUAUAUAUCCACCAAAAGUAUGAUUGAAUUAGAAUGAAGCGUAGAACAGGACAAUCUAAAUUUUUGGACUGGUUUUUAAACUUUGUGGGUGUUGUGGUUUAUAAGAUACAUGUGGCAGCAAUUUAAAGUUAAUAUUCUGUAUUUUAAAUUUUAGUUAAAUUUUGAUGUUCUUGUUCUUGCAUGAUUGUGUAUUUAUAGAUUAUCGUUGAUCAUCUCAACGAGAUUGAUUUUCUCGCUUGAGCUGGUACAGCGAAAGUGAGAAAAGCAAUCGAGUUGAGAUGAUCAAUGAUAAUCUGUUUAUCGCUAUUUUACAUAUGACGACGUUGUCAAUUUCAAUGUCAAUUUCGCUAGCAACACCCAUGGCACUUUAGUUUUUAGCGAUAAUUUUUCCAUAUCAAGCGAGAAGCAUGAUAUGAAAAUUAUCACAUAAAAAGAUCAAAGGAAAAAUGCACAAAAUAGCGAUAAAUCAGAUUCUUUGUUAAAGUUAAGAUUAUUAUGGUUCCUCUUAAAACAUUGAUAAAACAUUUACAUUAUUUAUAUUAAGGGAACUCUACCAGCACUAAACAUAGCCUCAUAGGAGGCAUUGGUUCAGCAGCUCUUUAUUUAAUUAUCAAUAUUUGUGAGUAAGAUGUUUUAAACUGUCAAAUAAGAUAUAACUCAUAUAUACCAUUACAACAUUAUCCCAGGUUAGGGGAGGCAUGUUAGAGUGCCCACUCUUAUGUUUAAACCCUCCACAUUCUGUAUGUGUCUGUUCCAAGUCAGGUGCCUGUAGUUCAGUGUUUGUGUGUGGUUGCUGUCUAUCAUUUUUUUUUAAUAGUGGUGGACAUAAAUCAAGCAGUUUUUUUUCUGUCUUUAACAUUUUGACAUGUCAAUGCUGUUAUAGCUUGCAAUAUGGUAUGGGUUUUGCUCAUUGUUGAAGGCUGUACAGUCAUAUAUAUAGUUGCUUACAUUUAUAGCAUUUGGUCUCUGGUAUAUAGUUGUCUCAUUGGCAUUCAUACAGCAUGAACUUAUUUUUAUAUUCAGAACACAAUUUUAAAUUUAAGAAGAGUUAUUACCCCUGAAUCAGUGUUGCUGCAAUAACAUAUGAUCUAUUGAUAAUCAGAAAUAUGUAAAACAAUACAUGAUGUUAUUCAAACCAUUUUAUAAACAAAGAAUUUGUAUAGGCUUUCAAUCAUUUAUUAAACUUUAAUAAUAAAUAUAUAUUUAAAAAAAAUCAUCAAAGAUACCAGGCUUGUACUUUUGUUUGUGUAUCUUCUUUCAAAGAUUCAUCAGUGACACUUGGACCAAAUAUGGUACAAAGCUGAAGAGCAUUGAGGACCAAAUAUUUUUUGAAAUACAGCAAGGAAAGAGAGUCACAUAAAUUUGAACAUCUGGGAUUUACAAAAACUGUGUUUUUUAUAAAUUUUAAUGUAACAGAAGGCUGUUUAUUUGUUCUUUAUUUAUUUGGUGCAAAUUGAUUUUUUUUGUAUUUAUAUGAAAGGUGGCAUUGUAUUUGCUAUUGUAAUUCAAAUUGUAUGAAUGGUUGACUAUAAUUGGCUAAUUGAUGUAACAUUGUUUGAACAUAUGUUAUCAUAUUUUUAUAACCUGCAUGUAAAUAAUGUAUUUCUAGUCCCACAGUUUCAACAAACAUAAUAUCGGAUAUGGCAUGUUUUUUUUUGUUUCAUAUAUUUAUUAUAGGGUAUUUGUUUAUUGAUAGGAAUAUUCCAUAUUUUUUCUCAAGCACCUGUAGAAUAAGCAAUAACAGUGAUAAUUACCAAGAAAUUUUGGACAAGAAAUUGAUCAGAAAAUAGUAUGUUUUACAGAAGAUCUUAAAUCCUGUGAAAGUAUUAUUUGAAUACAGGAUAAGUACUAAUUUUCUUUAAAUUUUGUACUUCAACAAAAAGAAUAAGUAAAUAGUAACAUGCUUAAUUUCUACUGAGCCAUAUUGUAUUUGUUAUAAAACCAGUUUACAGCGAUCAUCUUGAGUCCCCAACAAACUAUAUUUUUACAAAACACAGAAAUUUAUACCCAUGAUUUCAAAGAUUUGUCUUUCUAUUAAGUACACAGAUAUUUAUUUUGCGGGUGGUAAGGGUAAUGGACAAAAAAUGGUCCCUUCCAUCAUUAUCUUACUUGUAAGUAAAAAUGAAAGUUGUGUAAAAGCCUUGAUGAUAUGAGAAAAAUAAAGUGACACAAAAAUGGCAAAUUCCUCAUGGAUAUAACUGUUUUCAAUGCAUUUUGUAUAUAUAUUUUAAUUAACUUGCCAAUUAUAAAUAUGUUGCUAUAAGAUAUGUGUUUGCUUGUAAUGACUUUUUCAUAGCUUUUGGUUAUUAUUUAUCAUCCAUUGUUGGCUGUUUAAUUUUAACUUACAUUGAUUUUUUUAAAGGCACUUUGUUAAUUGAGUAUAUGCCAGAAUUAGUAAUUUCAACUUUUUCAUAAACUUGUCUUUGAUUUAUUUCUAUAAUACCUUCAUUGGUAGUGCAUGUAUGUUGACGAAUAUCCAAAUAACAGUCUUAUUAAUAAUAUCAAAAUGAUUUCAUAUUGUAGAACUUAAAUGUCAGUAUGUACUUAAAAUGUAUAAAUGGAAGUAGAGCUAAUGAUUUUCUUAUUUUAUAGAUAAGAAUAUAGGAACAAAUUAUAUACAGCUUCAUACAUUAAACAAUGUAAUUUUAUCCCAACGAAUUCGCUUAUGAUACAAGAAGCAAGACAUUAGUCCUCAUUUAACUUUAGGUUCAAACUUAUUAGAAUAAGUUUACAUCACUUGCUCCUUGAUUUUUUUAUAUGUCACCAUGUCACAAAAAAAAAUCAAGGAGCAAUUGAUGUGAACUUAUUCUAAUAAGAUUGCUUUAGGUUAUGAUUGUUUCCCAUAUUACUUCUAAAAUAUACAGUAGAUUGUUUUUUGUAGAGCUAACAUAAAAAUCUGUCUAUUACACUUAGUCAUUUUUAAAUGUUUAACUUCAUUUAUACAGUUACAUUUAUUCAUAAUUUUUAAAUGUUAGAUUAAUUUUACCAAAAGGCAGCAACAACAAAAAACACAUAAAUACCUCUAUUCUAUAUAGAUGUAAAAUUUGGUAUUUAAAAUUUAGACCUCUAUUUAUCUCUGUUGACAGUGUUGGAAGGUUAUAUCUUAUUUCUAAAACAUAAAAUUAAAUAUUUACAAACUAAAAAUAUGAAAUUUAUAUUUUUGUCAUCUGGUAAGUCUCUUUAAAUAGCUACAAAAGUAGAAUCUACAUUCAGUUUUUAAAAGUUGAAUCUGAUAUAAAAAAAAAAAAAUACAUAAUUCAGUGAACAAGUGACAAAUACUUUUUCCAAAUUUUGUAUUCUUGUGUUUAUCAUUAAUUUGAUGUUUGUCUGGCAGGUAUCACUUGUUCUUGACCUCAUUAUCAUGGUUUAUUGGUUAAUGUAAAGUUUUCAUGGUUUGGUCUGUUUCUUGGAUACUACAGGCAAAAUGUCAACUAUAUGUGGUGUAUGGAUUUGUUCAGGUGUACAUGUCUGUUGGUAGAAUGUAUCUGACCAUGACUUCCUGGUCAUGGAUCAUUGAUAAUCCUCUUUUUUUUAAAUCUUUAAACAUAAAAUUAAUCUUGGUCAGUAAAGUAGGUUAGACAUUUCAACCCACACCUGUAGCUGUGGGAUUUGUACAAACCCCCCUUGAAAACAAAAAAGCACGGUUAAAGUCGAUGAUCUGUUUGAAUUGUAACUGUUUUAUUCAGGCUUUGCGGGUCCAUGUAACACCCCCCCCCCCCCCCCCCCCCUGGAAAUUCUUACUACAACUACAACUUACGAUCUCUUGUGAACUCUUUAAAUAAAAAUUAUUGUCUAGCAUUUGAUUUGAAGAACUUAUUUGUUUUAAUAGUUUUAUUGUAUUUAUUUUAUUCUAAGUGGUGAGUGUAAGUCAAUUUUUUGAUGUAAUACAAUGAAUGGCCAUUAGUCUGUUACUAUGUAACAACCAUCCAUGAUAAUAUUGAUACAAGUCAUAGAACUGUGAAAGGCUUGAUAUAAAUCCUAAUCUGAUCAGUGGAAAAACUUUUAUUUUGAAGUUAUAUUAACAAGUGUAUAUGAUAUGGCUUUCUCAAUAUAACACACUGUAUCAACCCUAUACCAUUGUUAUCUCUUUAGCAUUUGGCUUAUACUUGUGCCUUGGGUUGAUAAGGAUGUGAUAUUGAAAAUCUCUAUUUGGAAGUUUGUAAUUUUAAUGACGGUUUAUAUUAACAAACAUGAUAUUUGAUUUGUGAUAUUUAUAUUUGUUUGAAAUAUUUGUUAUUUAAUAUUUUUUGUCUUUUUAAUAAAUGUUUAAACAUUC
Molecule: messenger RNA, 6888 nt
Organism: Mytilus trossulus (common blue mussel)
Lineage: Eukaryota; Metazoa; Mollusca; Bivalvia; Mytilida; Mytilidae
Product: ectonucleoside triphosphate diphosphohydrolase 7-like
Exons: 10
Coding region: 234-2102 (622 amino acids)
Biological process (GO): UDP catabolic process
Cellular component (GO): Golgi apparatus
Molecular function (GO): GDP phosphatase activity; UDP phosphatase activity
Source: RefSeq, a predicted model, not a curated record